Neodiprion virginianus is the source of this 4956-nucleotide messenger RNA. Its product is annotated as probable G-protein coupled receptor CG31760. Gene Ontology annotation, molecular function: G protein-coupled receptor activity. The coding region runs from base 468 to 2909 and encodes 813 amino acids. Gene Ontology annotation, cellular component: membrane. NCBI's taxonomy places the organism in Eukaryota, Metazoa, Arthropoda, Insecta, Hymenoptera, Diprionidae. Gene Ontology annotation, biological process: G protein-coupled receptor signaling pathway. The transcript has 18 exons. The record is from RefSeq and is a predicted model, not a curated record.
CCGGCAGCUGGUGGUCCCGCUCACCACGGUGUCCCAUGCAUAUUUAAUGCUCCUCGAGCGCGUAUCGCGGUCGUGCGUCCGUCUCUCCGGCACCUGCUCAUCACUUGUUACGGUUUCGAGCAUCGGUAUCGGUGUCGCGAGUUCGUUUUGUAUACGCGGGGGGUGCACGGGGGUCGUCGUCGUUAUCGCGGUCGAGUUUCCCUUCGGAGUUCUCGAACAUGGUGUUCAAAGCAUUCGUCACUUCCGGGGGUUAAGUACGCGUAGGAAUCGCGUCGAUACACCUACCAUCGAGAAACUAUGAAAGUGGCUAAAAACGGAGGGUAAUAAUAGGCGGAGAGUGACGUAGCAGAGCUCAGGAACAGGCGAUGAGGCGGCUGGCAUACUCGGCGGCCCUCGGCAAGGGCCCCGGCCGCCCGGUCAGCGCCACUUGAACGAGGCACGAAGAGGACCAAUGAGCAGGGCGCGGGAUGGGCUCGUCCUGGCUCGCGGCCCUGCUGCUCACGGUGACGGUGUCCACGUUCUCCGGAGCUAACCCGACCUCGGCAUCAACCUCCCCAUCCGAUACGGAAGGAUCCUAUCUCGAGAAGGCCAGCAUAGAGGAGGCCCUGGCGGUGAUCGAGGCUGCGUCCACCGGAUCUCUCGGGGAAGCUUGCGCCACCGGUUCCGGUUACAAGUCCCUCCUCGCCGCUCUGGAUCCUCGCCGGUACGACACGGCUCGUCAAAAGGCCGACAUGGCUGCGAUGAUGCUCCAAGACCUGGGUGUCGCUCGCCACAACACUCUCCUGGACGCCGUCGCACGGUCGCUCCUCGCCUCCGUCGACGACGCCGUCGCCACAAGAGUCGUCGCGCUUAACGCAUCGACAGGGGUCGUCGUCGGGUCCACCUGGUGGGAACGGGCCCCCGGGGGUGUGGGCGAACCCCUUCGCGCCCGGGACGAGAACCACGCUCUCCAGUCAGGUUCCCGGCCGGAUCCAAAGCUUCCCUGGUUCGAGGACGCCGACACGAGUCCUGGGCUCAGGUCGCCGAAGUUCAUGCAGUCACCACCGAUUGAAUCCUACAGGGGGUGGUGGACCCUUCCGUACUUCUCAUGCAAGGAACAUCGCUGGCUCAUCUCCUACAGCGUCAGCGUGCCGCCUCCGAAUCGACACGGGAUCCGGGAUUUCCUCAGCAUGGACGUCGACGUGAGUGACCUGGAGGUGAACCAGUGCGACCUGGAGCAGACGACGCGCGAAGAAGCAUCCUCUGAGAACCAAAUCGCGUCUUUUCGGGGGACCCACAAGUGCCAUUCGACAACACAGUGCGAGUAUCAGAGUCCUGCAAGCCGAGUCAACGGAAAGACGGUUGGUGCCGGGUGGAUGAAGGGUGCCUACGUCUGCAGAUGUCGUCCAGGGUUUUAUACAGCCGGGCAUCAUCAGUCUGGGUUUAAUGGGACGCUCGUGGAGGCUGCGUGGAAAGAGAUGAAGGAGAACAAGACCGAUCUGUACGAGCGGGUUUUCCGGUGCUUGGCCUGCGCACCGGGAUGCAGUUCGUGCAAAGGCCCGGAACCUUGUCUGGCCACCUAUAAUUGGCCUUUUAGGAUCGCCCUGCUCACCGUGUCGGUCUCCUGUGCCUUCGGAACCGUCGUUCUGGUCGGUUAUAUGUACCAGCAUCGGAAACUCAAGGUCUUUAAGGUCGCCUCGCCAAUUUUUCUCUCCAUCACGCUGCUCGGCUGCGCCAUAAUGUAUUUAGAGAUGGCUGCAAUUUUUCCCGUCUUGGAUAUCUAUUCUUGUAUCGCGACUAAGUGGAGCAGGCAUCUUGGCUUUUGCAUCACGUACACGGCGCUCCUAAUGAAGACGUGGAGAGUGUCUCUGACCUACCGAGUAAAAAGUGCACACAAGGUAAAGCUCACGGACAAGCAGCUCCUCCAAUGGAUGGUUCCGAUCCUCCUGGUGAUGCUGAUCUAUCUGGGAACCUGGACUCUGAGUGCUCCACCGAUUGCCGAAGUGAUCGCCGACAGCCACGGUCUCCUCUUCAAUCAGUGCUCUUUCAACUGGUGGGACCACAGCAUGGCUAUAGGUGAGGUAAUCUUCUUGGCUUGGGGUAUCAAGGUCUGCUACAACGUCCGGAAUGCCGAGAGUCUCUUCAACGAGGCGCGCCUCAUCAGCUAUGCGAUAUACAACAUCGCGGUAGUCAACACUGCCAUGGUCGCGAUUCACCUGUUCAUAUUUCCGCAAGCGGGACCGGACAUAAAAUACCUCUUGGGAUUCGCGCGUACUCAGCUCUCGACAUCGGUGACGGUGUUCCUGGUCUUUGGCCCGAAGGUACUCCGGGUACUUCGCGGUCAAGGAGACCAGUGGGACAGUAGAGCCAGAGGAAGAGCGGGUGUCAGCGCCAGUUUCUCGUUAAACGGCAUUGGCCUGGUCCCGGAGGAAGCGGCAGACCUCACCCAGGAGAACGAGGAGCUCAAGGAAGAAAUCCAGAAAUUGGCGGCCCAAAUCGAGUUCAUGAAGAUCGUCCACAUGGAGAUGCACAACAGGCACAUCAAGCCCAAGGCUGGGGGAUACUUCAGCACGCCGGGUCACGGUCAUCCCUCAUCGGCGCAGAGUCCGAUCGCCAAAAGUUCGACGGCCAGUUUCAUCCUGAAGGCUCAACAUUUUUGCCAAAGCGCGGUCGAGCGCGGGGCGACAGCGGCGGCCGCUGCGGCUGUCGAGGACUCCACCUUUCCCUCGGGGAGCCUGCACAGGGCUCGUCGUCGGGAGAUGCGGAAGGAACGAGAACGCGAGAGGGAACGGGAGAACGAACGGGAACGCGAGAGGGUCGAGAGAGCGGAGAGAGCCGAGAGGGCCGAGAGGGCUAAGAGGGCCGAGAGGGCCGAGAGAGCCGAGAGGGAGUCUCAGGAUCAGGCGCAGAAGAGCGCGGAACGCGUCUGACUAGUGGUAAAUAGUGAGGAGAUAUGGUUGUGACAAAGACGGUCAAUAAAGUUCCGAAACGCAGUGUUUGGAAAAAUCCUGGAACGCAAGACGAGCUCGAAGCGUCGUGGCUUGAAAAAAUGGCGUCUCCCCCGACUCGACGCCAGGCUUCCGGUCUUCGUCUGAGUCGUCGGCAACCGAAAGUAUGACCGGAAUCACUGUCCUUGUAACUGUGUCGAUUAACGUGCUCUGCAAGCUCUACGGCAUGUCCGAAUAUUGCGAAUAUUGCUCCUCGCGCCUUGAAUCUGCGGGGCUUACACGCCUACAUGUGCAACUACAUAGGUAUGUAUGUAAUACGCGACUUGGAUGCGAACGUUUCCCAAACCCGUAUGUAUGUCCGAAUACUUGCCCUGUACCCAUGAUAAUAUACUAUACGCGCGUUUUGAAAACCGUUUACAAAUUUUUUACACCAUGAUAUACCCGCCGCGGAGACGAUUAGAAUUUGGAGUGUAGAGAAAACGGUCAUGUUACGUGUACCUUCUGUUCACGAUCGUAGCUUCUUACUAUUUGCUUACGUGUACGUUUGAGAAAUAUAUAUUAUAAUGUUAUUCGACCGCAUGAUGUAUACAUGGAUAAAUUGGACGUUGAACGUUCGUAUUGUUUUAGACGCGAAUUAUGAUCGUGGCUAUCGGCAAAGUGUCGAUCCACUUUAUUACAAAGUACUAUCGGUGAAUUUAUCGUAUUGUACCGAAGUAACUAUACAUAGAUAUAUUACAAAGUGUUGAUAAGGGUAUUCAUAUACAUUAUCUAUCAGUGUUGACAAUAUGUACGUACUUACUACGCUAUAAGGGAGCGACGAGACGGGGAGCAGGGCUAGCUGUCGCGAUUCACGAUCCUUUUCGGGGAUUUAUUCAUUCAAUUAGAAUUUCUACCAGACUACUCCAUCGUGCGAUACAAAACGUUCCCUUUUGUACCGGGACUAAUUUUUUUACCAGGAGAAUCCCGGACGUCGCGAAAAUGCGAACCGCCUUUGAUUUCGGUUUAGAUUCGAAAUCGCAAAUUUGCUUCAUACCUGAAAUAUCAAAAUUUACCAUAAUAAAAGAGUCGAAAUAAGAUAAUUUAUACUCUACAGUACUCAUUUUUAUUCAGCAGAAUCAAAAUAAUUACGAAUAAAAUUGAAAAAAACAAACUUAAGCAAAAUCCAAAUAGCACGGAUACAUGCAACGUUCAGCCUUGCUCUCCCAAAUAGAGACAUAUACCCACGUGUAUAAUGUUAUAUAUUUUAUAGAAAUUCUUUUCACUAGUGAAUAUGGUUACGCAUUCGAGCCCGUUCUAAAUUAUCACUCGUCGAACGUUUUCUGCCGUAUUUAAAGGGACACGUGAGUCCUCCACGAACGUUCUUGGCUCGUUACACAAAGCCUCAGGCAUUUUCUAGUUGUAGUUAUUCCGUUAUAGACGCACCUCCGUUUUUCUAUUGCCGAUACUUCAUAGUCGUACAGCUGUAUGUCUCCUAGACUUAGACUAAUAAUAAACGCUUUGGCCGAAUGCGCGACGCCUGGCUAAUAUAGUAUUCAGUAACAAACAUCGCUUCCGGUGUCAUUUAGAAUGGGCUCAUUCCGCGGCUCGUAUUCCAGAUGUUUCUUUUUCACCGAUGCCUGAUCAAUCGGCAAGGUGAGUUUUUCUUUUCGUUGCCUGUUUUUUCAUAUAUAUAUAUAUAUAUAUAUUUUGUUUUUUUUUUUUAUAUGGAGGAACGAAGAUUCCGUAAUUGACGAAGUAAUAAUUCCUUGUAUUUUUUUUCCUUUCUUUUUUGGAAUUCGUUUGGGUAAAUUUUAGAUAUAUAGAUAGAUAAUUACGUGUGAUGCAAAUGCAGAUUAUUUAUACGAACAUAAAUCUAUACUAUAUACAUCCAUAUACACAUAUUAUUAUUAUUAUACAUGGACACAGAAAUAAGUAUAUAUAUAUAUUAUAGGAACAUAAUAAUACAAUAUUGCCGUUUAGGUGUAAAAUGUUUAUUGUACAAUAUCGAUGUUGAACGUGUGUAAUUUUCAUAAACGACUUAACACAUUUA